AUGUUUCGUUUCCCAAGUCCGGUGGCAGAGGCGCACCGAGGAGGUUAUGCGGGCGAUUUGUCCGUCGAGGUCCGACCCCAAGUUACCAACGGCUUCAGUGCGUUCAGUGCCCUUAUCAUCGGGGUCGCCAUCAGAAAGCACUGCCGGAAGCUUCGGCAGCACGUCCCAGAUUUGGUCAACAAGUAUGGAAUCGACGUUGACAUCGACCUCGACAGCGCUGCAGGACCCCUCUCACGUACCUUUAGAAGGUCAUAGAAAGCUGCUGGGGUCGAAGUCCGCCCCUCCUGGUUUGGAAAUGUUCUUGAUCCGUGACAAGGAGAAUAAACCAGGACCGCCGCAUAGACAGGGAGCGGGACCAGCCUGGCAGGCCAGAGUUAGCCGAAUCACAGAGCGGUGGAAUAAGGUCGACUCUCGUGGAUUAGAUCGAGACCUCCUGCACCGGGAAGGCAAGCCAGGGUCAGCGGGGGCACUUGCGCUUGCUGAGGAAGUCUUGCCCGCUCGACGUCGGAGCGCGCAAAUCGAAGGGAUCCUAUCGCCGUCCUUGUCAGCGCCCACGAGUGGUCUAUCACCAUUGCAUUCGCCAUCAUCAUCACGACUAAAGUUCCACGGUGGUGGCAACAGUCCAAAUAGCUCUCUUGAGAAGCCCCCACACGUGGGGGGAGCACACACUGGAAAAACACCCCGACCGGCCGCCCUGCGAGGGAGCAUGUCGAUGGGACAGUUGGAGUUUAGGAGCAUCGUUGAAGAGGACCCAUGGGAGAAGAAACGCCGGAUGGAAAGGACCGUCAGGCGCCGGGAUGCGGGAUUGCGAGCCAAAGGCUUGGCGGUGAACAGCGCUAGGUCGCCCGACCGCGGUGGAAAGAACGGGUGGAGGGCAAACGGAGAAGACAACAGCAAGCUAAGAGUAGCGCCUGGACAACGAUAUAGAAGAUGAUGUCACGUUGAAUUGGCCAAUACAUUUGAGUUGUUUGGAACAAGCCAAAUCUACGCAGGCUUGACGUUGCCACGUCGAUCCCAUAAGUCAAAACCAUACGUAGCUUGAAGGGAGAUCUGUGGAUGUUGGCGGGUCUGGCGAACGCCACCAGCGAAGAGUCUCUACAAGUUUCGAACUAGUUUCAAUUUAGAGGGU
Molecule: messenger RNA, 1129 nt
Organism: Ectocarpus sp. CCAP 1310/34
Lineage: Eukaryota; Phaeophyceae; Ectocarpales; Ectocarpaceae
Source: the annotation of a GenBank genome assembly